UCAAGUACAUGCAGACCGAGCGGCGGGGUCAAUGGCAAUGAUUUUUCUUUUGUGAUGACCCCGACCAGAUAACUCGUUUUGUGGGGCUUGGACACUUCGUUAACAGGCGUUUAAGCUGUUACAAUAAAACCAUCCGUGAGAUAAGAUUUCAGUGGGUGGUGCUCUAAUGUAUCUAUUUUGUUGAAAUUUAACUGUGGGUACUUUCCAGAUGCGUAUGUACCUAAUCGUUUUGCGAUAAUACUUGUUGUUGAACGCAGUAUUGUGAGUCUGCCAGUGUCUCAAUAGCAUCAUGAAUAAUCAUACAUCUAAUUUCCUAGUCUUAGUGUUUAUGGUCUGUAUUCUGGGGAAUGUGUUGGGGUUGGACAAUGGUCUGGGGUUAACGCCACCCAUGGGUUGGAUGCACUGGCAAAGGUUUAGGUGUGUGAUUGAUUGCGAGAAUUAUCCAGAUGAGUGUAUAAGUGAAACACUGUUCAGAUCUAUGGCUGAUCGUAUGGUAGAAGACGGAUAUUUGGACGCUGGAUACGAAUAUGUAAUGAUAGAUGACUGUUGGGCAUCCAAGAAAAGAAAUGGCAAUGGGCGGCUAGAGGCAGACCCACAGAGAUUUCCAAGUGGAAUCAAGAACUUGUCAGACUAUAUUCAUGGAAAAGGCUUGAAAUUCGGCAUAUACGGCGACUACGGUACUUACACGUGUGCAGGUUACCCUGGUAGCAAAGACCAUCUACAAAUUGAUGCCGAUACAUUUGCAGAAUGGGGCGUGGACUAUUUGAAAUUAGAUGGAUGCCAUAUUGAUUACAGGAAUAUUGAAAUAGGUAAAACAAUAUAGAGAAGGAGAAAAGCAUUUUGAAAGAGUUUGAGAGACCAAACCAUAAGAAAUACCGUGUAUAACUUUGAGGUAUCGAUUUUAGAAGUGUCUUCAUUCAAAGCACCCAUCUUUUGAUACAUUGAGAUGCAAAAGUAUUUGAACAAAACCGGACGUCCGAUUAUGUUUUCUUGCAGUUGGCCAGACUAUCAAGAAGAACAGGGAGUGAAGGCCAACUACUCUGCUCUGCAAGAAACAUGCAACCUCUGGAGAAAUUGGAAAGACAUUGAAGAUGAAUGGGCUAGUGUCACAGGCAUCGUGGAUUGGUUUGCAGAAAACCAAGACCGUUUAGCACCUUUUGCUGGUCCAGGACAUUGGAAUGAUCCAGAUAUGUUGAUAAUUGGAGACUACGGACUUAGCUACGAACAAAGCAAGGCUCAAAUGGCGAUAUGGGCUAUCAUGGCAGCUCCUCUCAUAAUGUCUGUGGAUCUCAGGACUAUCGAGCCAAAGUUUAGGGACAUACUUUUGAAUAAAGAUGUUAUUGCUGUCAACCAGGAUCGGUUGGGGAUACAGGGAAGAUUUGUUAUUAGGAAAGAGAGAAUCGACAUAUGGACUAAGCCAGUGCUACCCAAGGAAGAAAAUACUAAUUCCUAUGCGAUAGCUCUUAUGAGUCGAAGAGUUGAUGGAUAUUCUUAUAGAUUAAACUUCACAUUGUCUCAACUGGGGAUUAAGAGUCCAGAUGGAUUCAUACUAAAGGAUCUGUACCAUCCGAAUAUCCCUCUUAAGGAAAUUGACGAUGAAGAGCAUAUCGUCGUCAGGAUAAAACCAUCAGGGGGAGAAAUACUAUUGGCCACAGCAAAGCCCAGCAGUGCAUCAGUAACAGUUGAAGGCGUAUGAGAACAUGAUAUUUGCCAAAAGCUAAGAAAAAUUAUUGCAACUCUUCUGAUGCAUUCUCUCAGAUGUUUUAACAUGAAGCACCUUUAUCAUGUAAAUUGUGUACAAAUAUAGCAUUGUCCUUAAUAUAUUCGUUUUGCUAUUU
Molecule: messenger RNA, 1838 nt
Organism: Acanthoscelides obtectus
Lineage: Eukaryota; Metazoa; Arthropoda; Insecta; Coleoptera; Chrysomelidae
Source: the annotation of a GenBank genome assembly